AUGGGCAACUGGUUCGGGAACCUUGACCUUGCCUACAAAUACACUGUUGUAUUCAUCUCCCUGCUGCUUCUGACCAUCUUAGCCGGAUUGGUCAAGGUGUUUUUCGAUCGCAGGAAGCUCAAGAAGCUUGCAGCGAAGCAGAACGAAGAUGGAGAAGUCAGAGAAGAAAGGAUGGAGUUGACGGGACGGGAAAAAGAUGAAGGGGACUACUUUGGAGUUCGCGCGUUGGAAGCAGGUUUCUAUGCUGGCGUUGCGCAAUCCGCGCCAACCUCCAGAGCCAACUCGGUUGUAGGAAGCCCGUUCAUGAGCACGAGCACCCUCGUUGGUGGUGGUGGUGUGGGCAACCUCAAGGACUCGAAGAACAACAGCGUCACUACUCUCCCGCUUGCUCACACCAGAGAGCGCAACAACAGCGCGAUCCGCGACUCGGAUACCCUGCCAUCCCCACAGUCCGAGGACCCGCCCCGAAGGAGGUCACCUCCAGCCAUCCGUCUCGCGCCGUCGACCGCUGAGCUGACCGGUCGCCACCGAUUCAGCGCUGCCGUCAACAUGAACCUGAACGUGCCUCCGUCCCCAUCUGCCUCGCGAGGGCCGUCAUCCCCGACGUUUGGCGGUUCGGAUAACGGCGAGAGCGACGGAGCUCUGUCACCACGCUCGCAAAUGUCGCCCACAUCUCCUGUCACCCACUACGCUCCUAACCCACCACAGCUACCCAUGCCGCAACCAGACGGCUUCCGCGCGUCAUUUGUGUCUGUCUACGACCACUACCAGUCGCAAACGGCAUCCAUGCUCAUGGCUUCGCCUACGGGUACCGACGCACCCGCGGACGCUUCAAUGGCAAUGCCCGGCAUCACGUUGAACGACAGUGACGCCCUUCCCAAAUCUCCUGUCCAGCUUCUCCCCAAGACAUACCAGCCAUCUCACAACCGUGACAACAGCGACUCGAGCAGCAUCUACAGCGAGGCGCGGCACAGCAAAGUCGAGCGGGAUGCCAGCCGCCAAUCAACCAUCGGGCCUCUUCCCGUGAACGGCGAGAACCGCAAGACGCUCCUCCCGCCGGCAGCUGGCGACAACCGAUACAGCGACAUCUACGACGCCUACUAUCGGCAUUCGAUGAUCCAGGGCAGUUCGAGCGUGACGGACUCUUCACGAUCGGAUGACGAGCACCCGGCUGGGAGCAAGGCGGGCGCAGGCAUGGCGAUGUGA
Messenger RNA from Paraphaeosphaeria sporulosa, 1206 nucleotides. RefSeq lists its product as uncharacterized. Bases 1 to 1206 code for a protein of 401 amino acids. NCBI's taxonomy places the organism in Eukaryota, Fungi, Ascomycota, Dothideomycetes, Pleosporales, Didymosphaeriaceae. The record is from RefSeq and is a predicted model, not a curated record. The transcript is spliced from 4 exons.